AUGGAGGCGGUGGCGUUGUACAAUUUCCAGUCGGUGGAGAAGGAUGAGCUGAACUUCAAGAAGGGGGACACGAUGAAGAUCCUGAAUAUGGAAGAUGAUCAGAACUGGUACAAAGCAGAGCUCUCUGGCAUGGAAGGGUUCAUCCCCAAAAACUACAUCAAAAUGAAGCCCCAUCCGUGGUACUCAGGCCGGAUUUCUAGGCAGGUGGCUGAAAAAAUCCUCUUGAAAAAGCAUUUCCGCGGAGCCUUCCUGGUCCGGGAGAGCGAGAGCACACCGGGGGAAUUCUCCAUCUCCGUGAACUACGAAGAGCAAGUCUUACAUUUUAAGGUGCUCCGGGAGAAGAAGUGUAAAUACUACCUCUGGGAAGAGAAGUUUGACUCCAUCAACGAACUGGUGGAUUUCUACAGGACCACCAGUAUUGCUAAGAAGAAACAGAUAUUACUCAGAGAUCGAGAAGAAUCGCAGGGGCCCAAGAAAUCCAAGUUCGUUCAAGCGCAGUUCAACUUCCCAGCUCAAGACCCAACCCAGUUGGGCUUCCUCAGAGGGGACGUCAUCGAGAUCCUGGACUCUUCUGACCCCAACUGGUGGAAGGGGAUGUUGGGUGGGAAAAGCGGCUUCUUUCCCCGGAACUACGUUUUCCCGUUGAGCAUGUGA
Euleptes europaea (tarantolino) is the source of this 654-nucleotide messenger RNA. It is a transcript of the gene GRAP, whose product is annotated as GRB2 related adaptor protein. The coding region runs from base 1 to 654 and encodes 217 amino acids. The transcript has 5 exons. Lineage: Eukaryota; Metazoa; Chordata; Lepidosauria; Squamata; Sphaerodactylidae. The record is from RefSeq and is a predicted model, not a curated record. Gene Ontology annotation, molecular function: protein binding.